AUGGACGUGGGCGCAUCCCAGCAUCAGGACGUGUAUCAUCAGCUGCAGACAUCGCGCGCGCAACAGACCCCAUCCAGCACCAACACGUCGGCGCCCUCGGAAACGGGUCUACGCACUAUGGUGCAACGAGAUGGUGAAGGUGAUAAUACCGGAAAACGAGACGAAUCGAGCGACUAUCGUGUCGUAGCGCUGCCUGCCACACAGCACCAGCAGAAUGCGCCCGUCAACUUUUGCUCGAAUGUAGUGAUUACGUCCAAGUACACGACUUGGAGCUUCCUGCCGCUUUUUAUGUUCGAAAGCUUUCGCAAACUGGCCAAUGCCUACUUUCUUCUCGUAUCCAUUUUGCAAUGUAUUCGUACAAUUAGUAACACAAACGGAGUCCCUACCACUCUACCUGUACUCGUGCUCAUUUUAUCUGUGGAUGGUAUACUUGCUAUCAUAGAGGACCGCAGAAGACAUCUCGCGGAUAAAGAAGCCAAUACAGCACAGUGCUACGUUUUGAAGGAAACAUACACUGGCUCGAAGGAUACGCUCAAUCGAACAGGAAAUUCAGAGGAUUCAGAUGUCGUACGCAUGCAUUGGGCUGCGCUCACGGUCGGGUCGGUCGUUAAACUUCACAACCGUGAGACAGCACCCGCUGACCUGCUGAUAUUAGCCGUUGCAGAGCCUAAUCCAAGUGAACCUGCUGGCAUUUGCUACGUGGAGACCAAGAGUUUAGAUGGCGAGACGAAUCUCAAGCUACGUCAUGCCUGUGACGCUACGCUGCACGUCCGGACUCCAGCGCAAGUUGCCGCUCUCAGCGGUCAAUUGCGGUGCGAAAACCCAAACAAAGCUAUUGGUCGCUUCGACGGCACCUUAUCUGUCUUAGGAGGCGCCAAGACUGCUGAGCUGCACCCUCAACCAAUCGCUAUAAAAAAUGUACUGUUACGUGGCUGUCAACUGCGUAAUACAGAUUGGAUCUAUGGUCUUGUAGUAAAUACAGGACCAGAUACAAAAAUCAUGCAGAGCGCCACAGCGACGCGCCCAAAGUGGAGCUCAAUUAAUGAAACAGUUAACAGAAUGAUCAUCUGGCUGUUUCUUCUGCUUUGCUUAUUAUGUUCAGUUGCCACGACUAUCCAAGUGAUUUGGCUAUCUCAGCAUGUUGAUGAGAGUUGGUAUCUUACUUGGUCGCCUACCAUGACGAGCCAGUGGUUUGUCGGGUUUGGGUACUAUUUCUUACUCAUGUACCAGAUGAUUCCCGUCUCGCUAUACGUAACAAUCUCAAUGGUAAUGUUCUUUCAGUCAAUUUUUAUGGUUUGGGACCUGGAUGUAUAUUAUGAAGAACUUGACGUGCGUAUGGGGGUGCGAUCGAUGGGUCUUAAUGAGGAAUUAGGUCAGAUCUCGUACGUGUUUAGUGACAAGACGGGAACACUUACUUGCAACGUGAUGGAGUUUCGAAAGUGCUCUAUCAAUGGUGUUUCAUACGGCACAGGGAUGACGGAGAUAGGUCGUGCCGCGCUACGGCGAAAGGGAGUAGCAGUACCCAUAGAGUCUGAGCCAGACCCUGCAACACGUCAUACUACUAUCCCGUACGUAAACUUUGAAGACGUGAGGUUAUUUAACGCAUUGGAACGACCGUUAAUAGACGACAAGCCAAAUCGGGAAGCAGAAUUUUUCAUGCAUCUGAGUCUAUGCCAAACUGUAAUUCCUGAAGUGGUCGAAGGCACUUCUGAAGUGCGGUUUUCUGCUUCUUCUCCGGAUGAGCAGGCGCUAGUGUCUGGCGCCAAGUUUUUUGGGUUUAGCUUUGAAUCUCGAGGCUUAGGCAUUGCCCGUGUGCGUGUGACACGGCCAGAAUUAAUUCGCCGGUAUACGAAUGAUACUAGAAGCUCUAACGCGUUGCUAGAAUUUAAGAUUCUGGACGUUCUAGAAUUCACUAGCGAUCGAAAGCGCAUGUCUGUGGUUGUUCGAUAUCCUAAUGGGGAAUACUGGGUUCUUACAAAAGGAGCUGACAACGUCAUAUUUCCAAUGCUGGCCAAAGAAAAGAGUGAUUCGGAGGUAUUGAAAGAAACGAUGCGUCACUUGGAGGUUUUUGGCGACGAUGGACUACGUACGUUAACGAUUGCUCAACGUCGCGUGGACGAAAAGACGUACUUAAAUUGGAGCGAGCGUUUUAAACAAGCAAACUCGUCUCUAGAAGAGAUUGAAAAGCGCAAGAACGGCGAAGCGAAUAUGAUUGACCAGUUGAUGACGGAAAUUGAGCGUGACUUGGAGCUGUUGGGUGCUACGGCUAUUGAAGACAAACUACAAGCAAAUGUACCAACUUGUAUUGCCAACCUUAUGCGUGCUGGCAUGUGUGUCUGGAUGCUCACAGGUGACAAACAAGAGACAGCCAUUAACAUUUCGUAUGCAUGCCAGCUCAUGGAUAAUGAUAUGCAACAAUUUGUUUUUAAUUGCAGUAUGUAUCCGACGACCGACGCCAUAUAUUCGCAGCUGUGUACUGCUAAUGCCCAGGUUCAGCGAGGAAAUGGUCGUCAUGCUUUAGUCAUUGAUGGAGAAUGCUUGGAGUUGACACUGGAAGAUGAGCGAUGCCAGCAAGAAUUUUUGGCUCUAGCGAUGGCGUGUGACGCAGUUGUAUGUUGUCGUGUGUCCCCGAGUCAAAAAGCAGAGGUAGUGACGCUGGUACGCACUGCUAACAAAAAAGUGCGAACACUGGCGAUUGGUGACGGUGCAAAUGAUGUGGCUAUGAUUCAACGCGCACAUGUUGGCGUGGGUAUUUCUGGCCAAGAAGGUAUGCAGGCUGUGAACUCGAGUGACUACGCUAUUGGUCAGUUUUAUUUCUUGGAGAAGCUUCUUUUGCACCACGGCCGUUUGAAUUAUAAGCGCAUGUCAACUCUUGUGGGCUACAUGUUUUACAAAAAUAUUGUCAUGGUGCUGGCCCAAUACUUCUAUAUGUUCUGUACUGGCUCGUCGGGGCAAAAGUUUUAUGGAGAAUUAGGCUUUCAGAUGUACAAUGUCAUGUACACCUCAAUGCCAAUUAUUGUGCUCGGUGUCUUCGAUUAUGACGUGCCAUUCGAAGUAAGCAGGCUUUUUCCAGAGUUGUACCUGGUUGGACCGCGCAUGGAGCUUUUCAACAACUAUACUUUCUUUAAGUGGAUUUGUAGUGCCGCUUACGAGUCAGCAGUUAUUUUCGUAUUUGUUAUCUUUGCGUUUAAUGAAAACUACUCGAAUGCGGGGAGUGCACCCAUGGUGCAGUACGGAUUACUUGCAUUCACGAUGGUGGUCUUAAUUGCCAAUAUCAAGCUGAUCAUGGUGCAGAUGUCCUGGAAUGCUUAUAGUUUCGUCGUUUGGACUACAGGUGUGGUUGCAUAUUUGCCCCUAACACCAAUUUUUUCCAGUUAUUGGAUUACGUUAUUCUCGACGGAGUUUGGCAGCUUUCAGAACACACUAGGACAAGAAACUUAUUGGUUGAUCCUUCCAGUCUGUCUGGUCGUUGCGUUGCUUCGUCAUUUUACAUGGACAGCAAUAUGCCGCCGGUUCUACCCGGAUCCGUGGCAGAUUGUGCAAGAACAGUAUGUGCUAUUUCAGGGCAAACACUCGAGGCAGAAUCGCGAACUAUCUCGCAAUGACAUGGAAGCAGGUGUUUCAGGGAUCAAUGGCAUUUUACAGGGCAAUGAAACUGCGUAUGUCAAUUCAUCGUCUCCUAGUCGCGGCUACAAUGGGAGUCAAUACACUGGUAAGACACGAGGAUCAGGGAGCGGGUUUGCCUUCAGCUAUGACCCACAGACGUCUUUGGCCGAGUCGUACAUGUCAACCCACGAAGUCCGUCAAUCGGCCUCGGCUAUGAAUGAUGCAGAAAAUCGCGGCAGGAAGUCUCGUGAGGAUUCGCGAUCGUCUGAUUACGGUUCGUCGCGGUCCGCAGCCGUUGUGAAUCCGACGAAGGGCUCGUUGUCUACGGGGCUUUUUGUCUAG
Messenger RNA from Plasmopara halstedii, 3948 nucleotides. RefSeq names its product p-type atpase (p-atpase) superfamily. Gene Ontology annotation, cellular component: plasma membrane. The record is from RefSeq and is a predicted model, not a curated record. Gene Ontology annotation, molecular function: ATP hydrolysis activity; magnesium ion binding; ATP binding. Bases 1 to 3948 code for a protein of 1315 amino acids. The transcript is spliced from 2 exons. NCBI's taxonomy places the organism in Eukaryota, Oomycota, Peronosporomycetes, Peronosporales, Peronosporaceae. Gene Ontology annotation, biological process: phospholipid translocation.